Penicillium expansum is the source of this 933-nucleotide messenger RNA. RefSeq lists its product as uncharacterized. The record is from RefSeq and is a predicted model, not a curated record. NCBI's taxonomy places the organism in Eukaryota, Fungi, Ascomycota, Eurotiomycetes, Eurotiales, Aspergillaceae. The transcript has a single exon. Bases 1 to 933 code for a protein of 310 amino acids.
AUGUCUGACUCUACAGUUCCGACAGAUCAGAAGCCAAACGCAGGAGCAACUACACGAGCCCCGAAGCCCGCUGCUCUUACAUGGGACAAGAAUCAAAACGACAGCUACAUAUCACCUGUGAGAUCAUCCGAAGCCCUGCGAACACCAAAUCAUGAUUCGACCAAGACCAAAUACAUGAGAUACCCCUCCUCACCCGAAAGUUCAUCGUAUCUGCCGCCCCGUAUACAUUCCCCCGCCUCUCAGAUAUUCGAACGAGAUGUGCAGGAAGAUAUAAUGCCAGCACAGGCGUCGCCCUCGAUACCGGCGCAUAUUCGAACCGAUAACUAUAUUCCACCUGUUCUAGAAGCAUCCUCGGCCGCGAUCACAGAUGACCGCCUCGAUCCAGAUUCGGUCGAGAUUGUCACACAUAGCCUACAUCAGCCAGCGGGUGGUCCAUCCGGGGAGCAAUCCAUGUCGUCCUCGGGCAUCGAGCAUCUCUUGGGACAGUCCGAUGGAGAUGACCUCUCGUCUAGCUAUGGAGCACUGGACACGACAGAUGUACGUCGGCUGAGCUUUAUUUCCUUUGCCGACGUGGUCAACGCCGAGCAUGCCGAGCAUGCAGAAACAAAUGAAGCUCAUCCUGGCGUAAUAUCUCGGGAGCGCCUAGGAGAUCUCAAUCAAUCCCCGUCUCCACUGCGCUCUCCAUCUUCUUCUCAUGGACUCGGCACUUCGCCGCCAACAAGCACUGCGACCUCCUUCAGAGGGCUUGAUAUGUCUCCCACUCGGUUCCCUCCUGCUAGUGCUGCCCAAAGUCCAGUCUCUUCCAGUUUUGGGGGAGACCUCAAUGUAGAGACCAUGCGCCAGGCUCUGAGAAAAACCGCCAGCGGAGACCUGGGCAUCGCAAGCCGGGCCGUGAGUACUAUAGGGGAUGACCUGCUAGAUCGUACAUUGUAG